AUGUUUCAGGCCGUGGGAGAAUACAUCGGAAAAUACAUUGCUCAAAGAAUCAAUGACUUCGAGCCAACCCCCGAGAAACCAUUUGUUCUUGGACUUCCAACCGGCUCAAGUCCGAUACCGACAUACAAAUACUUGAUUAAGCUGGUCAAGGAGGGGAAACUUAGCUUCAAAAAUGUGGUGACUUUCAAUAUGGAUGAAUAUGUUGGGUUACCCGAGGAUCACCCUGAGUCAUACCACACCUUCAUGUUCCGAGAGUUCUUCUCUCAUGUUGAUAUUGAUCCCAAAAACGUCCAUAUUCUCGACGGAAAUGCUCCCGACCUCAUUAAAGAAUGUAAAGCAUACGAAGAGGCUAUUAAGAAGGCUGGCGGAAUUGAGCUCUUCUUGGGCGGAAUCGGAGAAGACGGUCAUAUUGCAUUCAACGAGCCAGGUUCUUCUUUGGCGUCUCGUACCCGGAUCAAGACUCUUGCAUACGAUACUAUUCUGGCCAAUUCUCGCUUCUUCGGGAAUGACCUAUCUAAGGUGCCGAGGAUGGCCCUAACUGUUGGUGUGGCUACUGUAUUGGAAUCUCGUGAAGUCGUGGUUGUUGUCACAGGACUUAGGAAAAGCUUGGCACUGAGCAAGGCGAUUGAGGAGGGUGUGAAUCAUUUGUGGACUUUGUCUGCUCUACAAAUGCACCCAUGGUCUUUGAUUGUCUGUGAUGAAGAUGCAACAGCUGAAUUGCAUGUCAAGACGGUCAAAUACUUCAAGUCCAUUGAGAUGGUACAACAAGAAGUAGAAAAGGCACAUGCCAAGGACGAGGCUCAAGGGGUUGGUAACAUGGACGCCCUCGGCCCGCUAGGACCCUCAGAACUAGCGCCAGGUCGACAUAUCGCGUGGAAUCAAUGCUGGAUAGCAUGCUUUCCGGAAACAUUGCACGAUUUGACGGUGGCUAUUUCAAGGUCUUUCAUUUCGACGGCCAAGAAAAAGGCUCGUAUAUUUGAUUUUGUGGAUAUUACCGCAACGGUCAAACUUCUCACAACCACUACCGAAAUCAUGAUGACUACUGACGUCGCGUUCGCCGUGGCUCAAUCAGAGGUUCGGUGA
Messenger RNA from Rhizoctonia solani, 1083 nucleotides. Its product is annotated as glucosamine-6-phosphate isomerases/6-phosphogluconolactonase. Gene Ontology annotation, cellular component: cytoplasm. Gene Ontology annotation, biological process: carbohydrate metabolic process; N-acetylneuraminate catabolic process; N-acetylglucosamine catabolic process. The coding region runs from base 1 to 1083 and encodes 360 amino acids. The record is from RefSeq and is a predicted model, not a curated record. The transcript has 10 exons. Gene Ontology annotation, molecular function: glucosamine-6-phosphate deaminase activity; identical protein binding. Lineage: Eukaryota; Fungi; Basidiomycota; Agaricomycetes; Cantharellales; Ceratobasidiaceae.